AUGUGUGAUGCAUCUGACUAUGCAGUAGGAGCAGUGCUUGGCCAAAAGAUAGACAAGAAACUCAAUGUCAUCUACUAUGCAAGCAAGACUAUGGAUGAUGCUCAAUGCAAGUAUGCAACCACAGAGAAGGAGCUCCUUGCCAUCGUCUUUGCCUUUGAGAAAUUUCGAAGCUAUAUAGUUGGGUCCAAGGUGAUUGUGCACACUGACCAUGCUGCCCUUAGGCACAUCUUUGCUAAAAAGAUACAAAGCCAAGACUUCUCAGAUGGAUCCUUUUGCUUCAAGAGUUUGACAUAG
Microthlaspi erraticum is the source of this 294-nucleotide messenger RNA. NCBI's taxonomy places the organism in Eukaryota, Viridiplantae, Streptophyta, Magnoliopsida, Brassicales, Brassicaceae. The record is from the annotation of a GenBank genome assembly.